AAACAAUUUUUCCUUCGAAAGCUGUCCCAUACUGCUUGUACUGUGAUGUGUGACACUGCGAGUGAAUGAAAGUUAAAAAAAACGCGAUAAUUGGCUCAGGAAACUAAAAACAGCUUUGGUUACGCUUGAGAGGGGGAAGUGAAAGAUUGCCAUCUUGCUGCAGUUGCAUCGGUUCUGAAAAACUCAUACACACCGCCAGCGGUAUCAUCGCAGCAGCAGAGCAUUAGUCAUACCCAACAGUGUGUGUGUGUGUGGGUGUGCGUACGUGUAUGUGUUUUGAAGAAGGGGCCAGAUUUCUAAACACACAGUCGGUCGUUCUACUAGCCGUUCUACACCCCGAUACGAUCCCAGCGCACCAGCCAGUAAUUUGAUCCACCGAGAGUGAGGCGUGUGCGUCUGGCCGUCACCCGGUGCAUUGCUAGGGCUUUUGUGGACCGGCCGCGGACCCGCCCUCGGAGAACCGGGGCAGAUAGCAGACAGCAACCGCAGUCUCACAGUAUUGAGCGCUUUUUUGUUUUAGCUUACUAUUAGACGGAACGGUUCACUGAACUGCGCCUGAGCGACAAUGCCGAUCCUGUACAGCAUGGUGUCGCGGGGCCAAACCGUGCUGGCCCGGUACGCGGACUGUAUCGGUAAUUUUACCGAGGUGACCGAACAAAUCAUCCCGAAGAUACAGCUGAUCGAUCACAAGCUUACCUACUUGCACGGCAACUAUCUGAUUCAUUACAUCUGCGACAACCGGGUCAUCUAUAUGUGCAUCACGGACGACCGCUUCGAUCGAUCCCGUGCCUUCCUCUUUCUGCAAGACAUCAACGAGCGGUUCAUCUGCAUGUACGGGCUGACCGUGGCGACCGCGAUUUCGUACGCGAUGAACACCGAGUUCGCCCGUACGCUCGCCGCACAGAUGCGCCAGUUCAACGAGGGCCAGGAGCAGGACGCGAUCAGCCGCGUCAAUGGCGAGAUUGACGAGCUGAAGGACAUUAUGGUGAAGAACAUCGAAAACAUCACCAACCGGGGCGAACGGCUCGAGCUGCUCGUCAACCAGACGGAAAAUCUCCGCAACAAUUCUGUGACAUUCCGGCAAACGUCGCGCAAUCUGGCGCGCACCAUGUUCUGGCGUAACGUGCGCAUGUACUUUCUCGUCGCCGCCAUACUGCUGUUCGUGAUCUACGUGAUCGUGAGCAUGGCCUGCGGCGGGUUGCUGUGGCAGAGCUGCAUCCACUCGUCGCCCGCACCGAAGGGGCCACCGAACGGCGGGGGUUUGUAAUUCGGUGUGUUGGACCGCCAAUGAGCGCGCGCAGGGGAUGGUGGUGGUGGUGGUUUGCAGGAUUAAAGUGAUGAACGGGAAUUAGUAGACAGGUUAUCUUAACGCUUUAUAGCUCAACAGAACAGAGUUUCGUUCGAGCAGCAGAACACAGACACACGGAGAAACAAGAAUGUAACAUGAGUUUAUUAUUAUUAUCUUCUUUUUUUUUUAGUUUCGUUUCGUGUAGUGUUUUGGUUUCCAAUAUUUGUUUUUGUUGCAGUAGAAUCGGGGUCUCUUGACGUGAUAUAGUGCUCAUUGACAUUGUGAUUGGCAAGGGCUUUGGUGUAUCGUUUGUUCAAAGUUUAUAUUGAUAAAAACAAAAAAAAACAAAAACAAAACAAAGGAAA
Molecule: messenger RNA, 1653 nt
Organism: Anopheles arabiensis
Lineage: Eukaryota; Metazoa; Arthropoda; Insecta; Diptera; Culicidae
Gene: Vamp7
Product: vesicle-associated membrane protein 7
Exons: 5
Coding region: 566-1267 (233 amino acids)
Biological process (GO): vesicle fusion; exocytosis
Cellular component (GO): SNARE complex; membrane
Molecular function (GO): SNARE binding; SNAP receptor activity
Source: RefSeq, a predicted model, not a curated record